GUUUAACGUCCAUAUUUAAUCUUGCAAUUUUAAACAUCCAAAAGGAGUGUUUAACACGUACAAGAAGACCCGUCCCUGCUACUGACAUCACAGCACAUUUGGUUUUUGUAAACAAGUCCAUAUAAGAUCUGAGAAGACAGGCAAGGAAGCUGAUCCAGAUUAACAUUUCUACUCACUUGGAACGUAAGAAAAGCAAGGUAUUUAUAGAAUUGGAGCAUUAGUGAUACAAAUAAGGGACGGGCUAUGUUAUUUUAUAUAUAUUAUUUUAUAUAACACAUUUAUCAAGGUCUAUGAAAUGUGGAAAUGAUGCAUUAUAACAUGCAGGGACGGGAGUCUGUAAAAUGUAAGCUUUACAAGGGUGACACACAAAACAUUUAUUAGUUCUAUAUUUUAAAUGGAUAAGACUAACUUGUCAAACUCUGAACAUUCCUUGGGGAAAAUUACUGGCCAUCCUAAUUUGCAUAAUUAAUUAUAUGCGUGACAUCACAAGACAUGACAUCACAAGGCAUAACAUCACACGGAGUGACAGAAUAGGAAAUAAAAAUACAUUCAUAAGGGGAAAAUUCCAUAAAUCACUAAAAAAAAAUUACUUAAAAUUUAAUUUUGCUGUAUAGAGGGAUUGAAGCGCAGUUUGGGGAGAUUGGAACUACUAUCUGGUGCUCACGCAAUAGACCCAGGCCAGCUGCAGGCUGUCUGUGAUCAGCCCUGUCUGCAUCAUAGCCAAAGGACACAUGUACAAAUACACAGGGGGUUUAUUCACUAAACAAUAUAAUGAAUUACAAUCCACAUUUUAAAAUGUACGUUAAAUUAGUGAAGCCGUGCCAAUGCUGAAUUGGAGAUUUAUACCAAAUCAGUAAUUUUUGCAAUUAAUAUUUCAAUGCACUGCAUUACACAGUUUAGUAAAUAACCCUCUGUGGUUUAUUCGCUAUCCUAAAGAAUUCAGUGUACCAAAUUAGAAACCAAACUACAAAGUUAAGGCCAAAGAGUGGAUUUGUAAUAUUGUACUGCUAUAGUCCCAAGUAUGGCUAUUUAGGGCUUGAACUUAGCAUUUUGUUUGUAAAAAAAAAAAAGGUGGAUGGAUUAUCUUGGCAAAAGAGAAGUGCUCACGAACACAGAUUUAGACAGAUUUGUGAACAAUAUUUGAGAGAAAUAUGCCUUUUGUGUCCAUAGAAAAAGUCUUAAAUCUUUGAUUUCAGCUCAUGAAAAAUGGGGGCAAAAACAAAAGGGUUGCAUUUAUAAUUUUGUUCAGUGGAUAUAGGGAUGGAAUAGAAAUAGAUAUAUAAAAAAUAGUUUUUGUAUAAAAGUAUAUACAAAAGGAUAGAGGGAGAAGAAGACCUAAUAAAUAGAGCUCUUAAACUGGAUAAAAAUAGGGGUCCACCAAAAAACCUAUGAAGCAAUAUAAAAGAGAUGAUUGCCACUAGAUUAGCAGCAAUAGGGAUCCAGGAGCUGACAAAUAAAUACUAAAAGGAUGUGAAAAAAAUAGAAAUAUAUAGAGAGUAAUAAAAAAUUAAAAGUAUUAUAGAGAACAUAAAAAAGUAAAAGAGUGUUUGUGAAUAUACAAAUAUGUGUGGCAGGAUUGUUAGUCCAGGUAGUGAAAAACUCUGGGUAACAUCAAUCUAUGCCAAAUACUAUACUUUCAUACACAACAUGAGUAAGAAAGAUAAACAGGCAUCAUUCCCUCAAAAUAUGCAGCCUGCCUAAAAUACCAUAUAUAUUAUGGAUCUAUGAUAAUAAGCAGACACCAGUAUAUAGAAAACUGGCUGCUCAAAGCAAUGUAGAAAAAAUAGCUAUAUCGCUAGAGAGUGAUAAAAUAUCAAAGUCAGUUUAUUGAAACAAAUAUAAAAAUGUAAAAAUAUAUUAAAAUAUAUGUCCACAAUUAAGGCAAUAGGUGAUAAAAGGUAAAAAUAGUACAGAGACCUUUGCUGCCGGCACGGAUGGAUGUGGAUGGUGAUUUCUCAUACAGUAUUCAGAUGCUGGUAACCUGUGAGGUUGGUUUGCGUGUCACAGUGCGUUCCACCUCGAGCCUCACUUCGAGGGGAACGACACUGCUCUCCAGAUCGUGCUGUUGGGGAGGAUGAACUCCAAACUCCAAACCGAUCGCCGGAUUGCUGUGCUCGUGCCUCUUCACCUUCUCACUCUAUCGCUGUGUGGACUCUCUCGAACUAGUCUAGUAUAGUAUUUGGCAUAGAUGUUACCCAGAGUUUUUCACUACCUGGACUAACAAUCCUGCCACACAUAUUUGUAUAUUCACAAACACUCUUUUACUUUUUUAUGUUCUCUAUAAUACUUUUAAUUUUUUAUUACUCUCUAUAUAUUUCUAUUUUUUUCACAUCCUUUUAGUAUUUAUUUGUCAGCUCCUGGAUCCCUAUUGCUGCUAAUCUAGUGGCAAUCAUCUCUUUUAGAAAUAGAUAUAUGUCCAUUCCCACAUGUCUCUCUUUCUAUGCCACACCCACCAGUGUCUCUUCUACUAUGUUACCCCAUCUGUGACCCUCUUUCUGUGCCACUCCUAUCAGUCUCUCCUUCUAUGCCUCCCCAUCAGUGACUCUCCUUGUAUACCACACCCAUCUGUGCCUCUCCUAUGCCAUCCCAUCAGUGUCUCUCCUAUGCCACUGCAUAUGUCUAUUCCUUCAUACCACCUCAUUAUGUGCCUCUCCUUUGCCACUGCAUCAGUGUCCCUCCUAUGCCACAUGAUCUGUGUCUCUCCUGUGCCCACCAUUUUUCUUCCUUUUAUGCCACUCCAUUGGUUUCACUUAUUCUAUGCCACCCCAUAUCUCUCCUGCUAUGCCAUCCCAUCAGCGAUUCUCUUUCUAUGCUACACCAUUAGUGUCUCUUUCUAUGCCACCCAGAUAUGCCUAUUCUUUUGCAGUGACAACUCUAGGAUUGAAAUAUAGGGGGGCACAGACACAACAGUCAAAACUGUGAAGGCACCAACAACUUCGACCACUAAACCAUACAGCUAAAAAAACUAAAUAUAUAAAAGAUGUACAUACAAACAAAUUCAGAGGAGGCGAGUGCCAUAUCUACAAAUCAAGUAACAAUCGAGUAAAUACAGUAUUAAGGGAGUUAUUCAAAGCAGAGGAAAUGGUGGAAAUCUAUGCAGUUUUUCCAAAAAGAGACGUUCAAAAGAUUGCAGGAAAGGCUCCCUCAGUGAAGAAUCUUCUUCCGUUGUUUGAAUUUCCUUUUUGUAAAAUGCCAAAGCUCGUAGCCAUUGCAACAGUAUAAGCAAAUUGUAUUAAGUUCAAGAGAUUUGUUACGUACUAUAACAACUGUGAUUUUGUUGUGCACUAAAUGCACAGCUUCCUGAAUCUCCAUGAUGAUGCUAGGCUGCCAUCACAUACAACCCCUGGGCAUCAGUACAUGGUGCAUGAGGAAGCUGUGCAGGCAGUGCCUAUACACAUACACACACACACACACACUGCUGAAUACAUAUUUACAUAGUUACAUAGGCUGAAAAGAGACAUGUGUCCAUCAAGCUCAGCCUUCCUCACAUUUGUUUUUGCUGUUGAUCCAAAAGAAGGCAAAGAAAAACAAAAGAAAAAAAAAACAGUUUGAAGCACUUCAAAUUAUGCAACAAACUAGGGAAAAAAUUCCCUCUUGACCCCAGAAUGGCAGUCAGAUUUUUUCAUUUGAUCAAGAAGCUACUACCCUACAUUAAAAAUUAUAUACUUGAAUAUUCUGUUUUUGCAAGUAUGCAUCUAGUUGCUGUUUAAGCAUCUGUGCGGACUCUGAUAAAACCACUUCUUCAAGCAGAGAAUUCCAUAUCCUUAUUGUUCUUAUGGUAAAAUAACCUUUCCUUUGCCUUAGACUAAAUCUUCUUUCUUCCAGUCUAAACGUAUGACCUUGUGUCCUAUGUAAAGUCUUGUUUGUGAAUAGAUUUUCACACAAUGGUUUGUAUUGGUCCCAGAUAUAUUUGCAGAAUGUUAUCAUAUACCCUAUGAGGCAACAUUUUUCUAAACUAAAGAGGUUUAAAUUUGUUAACUUUCUUCUUAAAAUGUAAUAAUAUCCGUCUUAAGAACAGGUGCCCAAAAUUGCUGAAUACCCACACAGAGAUGAAUACAUGAACAGACUUCCGAAUGCACACAUACACACUGACUGCUGAAUACGCAAAUAUACACUGCUGGAUACAUACACACACAGACUGCUUAAUGCAUAGACUCCGUUUGCUAAAUACACAUACAAACUGCUGAAUACACGCACACACAGACUUCUAAAUACACAGACAGACUGCUGAAAACAAACACACAGACUGCUGAAUAAAUACACACACAGAGACUGCUGAGUACACACAUAGUGCUGAAAAGACACACACACACAGACUGCUAAAUAGAGACACACUAAAUACACACACAGACUGCCGAGUACACACAGACGACUGCUGAAUACACACACACACUGGUAAAUACACACAGAUACUGCUGAAUACACACACACACUGCUAAAUACACACAUAUACUGCUGAAUACACACACACACAGACUACACACAGACUGCUAAAUACACAGACACAGACUACUAUAUCCACAUACACAGAUUGCAGAAUACAUACAGAGACUGCUGAAUACAUACACAUCCAGAUGAAUACACACACAACCUGCUAAAUACACACACAGAGACUGCUGACUACACACACACACACACACACAGAUUGCUGACUACACACAGACUGCUGAAUACACACAAACACACAGACUGCUGAAUGCACACUUAGUUUACCUGAUGCAGGUUGGGAGCUGCUGUGUUGAAAAAGGCACAUUUCUUAGUGGGGAAACGUUGGGGUUGUAGGUUUACACAUGUCCAGCUCUUACAGGUUUUGUGUAAGUUAUUGAAAUUCAAUUGUACAGCUUCUGUCACUGUGUGUUUUUGUUUGGUAUAUUUAGUAUUUUAUAUUAAUAUUGUGUUAUUUGCUGAAUAAAUAUUCUAUUUUAUGUGAAUAUCUUCUUUGGUGUACAUCCUUUUGCAUGUAUGUACCUGUUUUGGGCAUAUUAGGGAUGUCUCUUUAGGAUAGCACCAGUGAUUUUUAUUUCUGAACAAUCUUUACCAUGUAUUAGUGUUUUUCCUAAGGAACAAAUCUAAAUCAUUUCCUGACAGUCUAACUAGUGGACUAACAUUCGCUCCUCCCCCAAAACCAUCCAACAUAUUCACUUAUUCUUAACUAGUGUUAUUCCCUGUAAGUUAAAAAAAAAAUUAGAGUUCUCAUCAUGAAAUUUUGCAAAAUAAUCAGAGAUUUGAGUUUUUAUCAAACUUUUUAUCUAUAUCCUUACAUGUUUACUAAACUCACUUUUAUUAAUUUUUUUUAGGUUUCUCAAUAUAUUGCAAAUUAAAUGUCCAUCCCAACAUAUAAAUUACACUUGAUUAGUGACAUGCAAUUACCUCUUCAGAUGUAAAGAAAUUAUUUAGACCAUAAUUUUGUCCAAACACUUUACAAAAUUUACAGGAACCCCCUUUCUACAAUGAUCGUUUCCGUUUAUUUUUUAAUAUUGCUGGGGCUUUCUAACUUCUCAUCAACUUAUUGUUUAACUUAUUCUUUAACAUGUAUUCCUUUGUGUCUGUUUGCUGUAUACAACAGCUUUGAAAUAUAAUUGGGAAUAGAUACAAAGCCAGUGAACCGCUGUUUUAUUGUUAAUGUGAAUCAACAGUAUGAGGUUGGUUACUGGUUUGCUAUUGAGGCUUGGUGGUGCUUGGGAAGCAAAAAACAAAAAGGUUAUGGUGGGGAAAAAAAAAAAAAUCACAAUUCUUUCCCCAUUAUAACCUUUUUGGUUUUUACUUCCCAAGCACCACCAAGCCUCCAUAGCAAUAAUUAAUAAAAAUCAAUCAAUAAAAAAUUAAUAAAAGUGAGUUUAGUGGUUAACAUUGUUUGUUAACCCCUUAGUGACCAAACCACUUUUAAAUUUUCUUACCGUUUGGGACCAGUGCUGUUUUUACAUUUCUGCGGCGUUUGUGUUUAGCUGUAAUAUUCCUCUUACUCAUUUACUGUAUCCACACAUAUUAUAUACUGUUUUCCUCGCCAUUAAAUGGUCUUUCUAAAGAUAUCAUUAUUUUCAUCAUAUCAUAAUUUACUAUAAAAUUUUUUUAUAAAAUAUGAUGAAAAACAUUUAAAAAAUAAAACACUUUUUCUAACUUUGACCCCAAAAUCUGUUACGCAUCUACAACCGCCAAAAAACACCCAUGCUAAAUAAUUUCUAAAUUUUGUCCUGAGUUUAAAAAUGCUCAAUGUUAACAUGUUCUUAACUUUUUUUUGAAAGGUUAUAGGGCUAUAAAUACAAGUAGCACUUUGCUUGAAGUUAUACCAAGUAGAUAAGGAAUUCCAGGAUACUUUACAAUGCAGCUAGUUAUAGGUAAAUACCUUUUAGGAUAAAGCAAUCCAGGAUCAUGCAGAGUUGCAGAGGUUGAAACAGGUAGGUAUAUUCCAAAAUAAUAUAAUGCAGGUUGCUCACGAGAUCAUGCAGUGAUUCAGCAAGUGAAGCAGUUAAGAUUCUUCAAUGAAGGCAAUAUGCCAUAAAUCAGGAUUCUUGGAAGCUGAUAAGGAAAGUCUUUCGGUAAGAUGAAAUUCAGGAUGAAGUAUAUUCUCUGAUAAAGAAUCUCUGUUCCUGGUAAUAUCCUGUAUUUUAUCUACAUUAUUUCAUUCUGUAGAGAACUUACCUGCAGUGCCUCAUCCUGUACUCAUCUUCAUUUCCUCAUACUGAAAGGCACUAACCUGCAUUACUUUAUCCUGAACUUUUAGAGCGGUCACAUGGCCCCUAGGGGUCCUAAAUUGGAGAAGGGGGACUCUCUGGGCUCAGUCCAGAGAGUACCCCCAAAGAAGAAGUCCGAUCGCCGGCGGGGGAACGCGGCGAUCGGUAAGUACAUGGGGAAGGGGGAGGGAGGGUAUGGGUUAAUUUUUUUAAAUUAAAUGUAUUUAAUUUUUAUGUAAUUUCUUUAUUUAACUAUUACUGAGUGCCUCGACCCCUCAAGGCACUCAGUAAAGGUAAGAGCAUCUUAAGCCUGCGGAUGGCUUCAGAUGCUCUUCCCUACACUGCCAGGCGCCACGUGUAGCAAACUCGGAAGUGAUCGCUCGGGGGGGAGGCGAUCACUCGGGUCCCCAGCAGUGUGGGGGGGUAAUUACACAAAGCCUCGAUAUCGAGGCAUCGUGUAACACCAUCAGAGCAGCUGGAAGCGAUCACGAUCGCUUCCAGUGCUCAAAAUAGCCUUGGACAUACCAGGUACAUCCGAGGUCCUUAAGGGACGUUUUUUGUCGGACGUACCUGGUACGUCCGUGGUCCUUAAACUAAUUUUCUAAUGCCCACUUAGAAUCCUUUGCAGUAGUAACAUCACCAUAUUGUAUUAACUAGCCUUAUAAUUAUAAGUAAUAUAUGAAUAUAAAUAAAUGUAACUAUUUUAAAAAAUACAUUUAGUGAACAUUUCAAUUAGCAUUUACAUAAGUAAAAGUAAUUCUAGCAAAUCUACUUUCACAUGGGUUUUGACGACCCUUCCACGUUCUUUCAUUUAGGUGGAAAUCAUGCCUGGAAUUCGAUCAGACAAUGAAGUCUUUGAAAAUGUUACUAAGAUUAAUAAAAGUGGUAAUUUGCAGGAGUCAUCAGAUCCCAUAAAAAAUAUAUACAACAUGACUCCAAAGCAUCUCAUCAAGUUCUACAAAGGAAAACCCAAAGCUCUUGGUGUAAGUAUGUAAACUAAAACAAUAAUGGAUUACUAAAAUGUUCUGCUUUGUUACUGCCAAUUUCUUAAGGGGAUGACAGUGAGCAAAGAGGUUGUGAAAGCAACCAGUGUAUCAGCAUCAGUGCUCUUAUACUUGUUGUGUAUAAUACAUGAAUACAAUAAUACCACAUCCAUGGUAACCCAUUUAUAGACAAGUUUAAGAUUUAGCUUGUGUUAUUGUUUCUGUUUUUGUUAGUUAGUUUUUUGUUUUUGAGAAUAUAAUGUAUGUAUUUCAACAAUGCCUUUAAUUCAAUCACUGGUGGAUGUAGAUAUCUAUUACAUACAAAAGAUAGCAAUUCUUUUUCACUGACAGGGCAUGGACUUUGAUCUUGGGUGUUCACUAUCAGACAAGGAAUAUUCUAAAAUGUCCUUACUUAGGUCAUAGGAUCUCUACUCACACUUCAUUUCAGAAGAUGAAUUAGAAAUUAAUGGUACUUUGACACAGAACUACAAUUUUAUCUUUCCCCUUUAUCCCAAAGAAUGCUGGAAGUGUCAAUCCUAAAAUGCAUGAGUUAAAUAGCACAGUCAUCUAAAGUAACCUCUACUAACCAUUCUACUCCAUCGAAUCUUACACAAUCCUUUGAACUGUUGUUGGACAUUUGUGUGACAAUUUUUUAACACUGCUCACUUCCCCCACUCUGCAAUACUGGAUCAACAGAGUGAAAUGAGCUAGUUAUGGAGGAGCUAAUUGCCUCCUCUUAUACUAACCUGCAGAGAGUUCUGUUCUAGGCCUCUGGCAUCAGUGAGUUACUGUCACUCAUCAUGUGAUGCCAUACUUCAAGUAUUAUUUCUCCCUGUCAUUGUCUUUGUCUAUAGCCUGGUUAUUGCAUGGUUAGCUUGAUAGACUCAAAUACAGUGAACAAAAUUAUAAACGCAACACUUUUGUUUUUGCCCCCAUUUUAUUAUGAGCUGAACUCAAAGAUCUAGGACUUUUUUUAUGUAAACAAAAGACCUAUUUCUCUCAAAUAUUGUUCUCAAAUCUGUCAAAAUCUGUGUUAGUGAGCACUUCUCCUUUGCGGAGAUAAUCCAUCCACCUCACAGGUUUGGCAUUUCAAGAAGCUGAUUAGACAGCAUGAUUAUUGCAAAGGUGUGCCUUAGGCUAUCCACAAUAAAUGGCCACUCUAAAAUGUGCAGUUAUACUGUAUUGGAGGGUUCCAGGGGUUGGGGGGGGUCUGAAAACCAGUCAGUAUCUGGUGUGACCACCAUUUGCCUCACGCAGUGCAACAAACCUCCUUCGCAUAGAGUUGGUCAGGUUGUUGAUUGUGGCCUGUGUAAUGUUGGUCCACUCCUCUUCAAUGGCUGUACAAAGUUGCUGGACAUUGGCAGGACCUGGAACAUACUGUUGUAUACACCGAUGCAGAACAUUCCAAACAUGUUCAAUGGGUGACAUGUCCGGGGAGUAUGCUGGCCAUGCAAGAACUAGGAUGUUUUCAGCUUCCAGGAAUUGUGUACAGAUCCUUGUAACAUUAUAAUGCUGCAACAUGAGAUGAUGGUCAUGGAUGAAUGGCACAACAAUGGGCCUCAGGAUCUCGUCACACUCUCUCUGUGCAUUCAAAAUGCCAUCAAUAAAAUGCACAUGUGUUAGUUAUCCAUAACAUAUGCCUGCCAAUACCAUAACCCCACCAUGGGCCACUCAAUCCAUAAGUUGACAUCAGCAAACCGUUCACCCACACAACGCCAUACAUGCUGUCUGCCAUCUGCCCUGUACAAUGAAAACCAAGAUUCAUCCGUGCAGAGAAAACCUCUCCAAAGUGCCAGGGACCAUCGAAUGUGAGCAUUUGCCCACUCAAGUCACUACGACGACAAACUCAGGUUGAGACCCAGAUGAGAACGAGGAGCAUGCAGAUGAGAUGGUUUCUGACAGUUUGUGCAGAAAUUCUUUGGUUAUACAAAUACAUUGUUGCAGCAGCUGUCCGGGUGACUGAUCUCAGAUGAUCUUGGAGGUGAAACAUAGAAACAUAGACUGUAACAGCAGAUAAGAACCAUUCGGCCCAUCUAGUCUGCCCAAUUUUCUAAAUACUUUUAUUAGUAACUGGUCUUAUCUUAUAGUUAGGAUAGCCUUAUGCUUAAACUCCUUUACUGUGUUAACCUCUACCACUUCAGCUGGAAGGCUAUUCCAUGCAUCCACUACCCUCUCAGUAAAGUAAUACUUCCUGAUAUUAUUUUUAAACCUUUGCCCCUCUAAUUUAAGACUAUGUCCUCUUGUUGUGGUAGUUUUUCUUCUUUUAAAUAUGGUCUCCUCCUUUAUUGUGUUGAUUCCCUUUAUGUAUUUAAAUGUUUCUAUCAUAUCCCCCCUGUCUCGUCUUUCCUCCAAGCUAUACAUGUUAAGAUCCUUUAGCCUUUACUGGUAAGUUUUAUCCUGCAAUCCAUGAACCAGUUUAGUAGCCCUUCUCUGAACUCUCUGUACAGUAUCAAUAUACUUCUGGAGAUACGGUCUGCGUACAAUACUCCAAGUGAGGUCUCACCGGUGUUCUGUACAAUGGCAUGAGCACUUCCCUCUUUUAUACCUCUCCCUAUAAAACAAAGCAUUCUGCUAGCAUUUCCUGCUGCUCUAUUACAUUAUCUGUUGGGUAAUCAGAAAUAAUUACCCCUAAAUACCUUUCCUCAGAUGUUGAGGUUAGGACUCUAUCAAAUAUUCGUAACUCUGCCCUUGGGUUUUUACGUCCAAGAUGCAUUCUCUUGCACUUAUCCACAUUAAAUGUCAGUUUACCCAACUCUGACCAUUCUUCUAGUUUACCUAAAUCAUUUGCCAUUUGGCUUAUCCCUCCUGGAACAUCAACCCUGUUACAUAUCUUAGUAUCAUCAGCAAAAAGACAUACCUUACCAUCAAGACCUUCUGCAAUAUCACUAAUAAAAUAUUAAAGAGAAUGGGUCCAAGUACAGAUCCCUGAGGUACCCCACUGGUGACAAGUCCAAGCUUCGAAUAUAUUCCAUUAACUACAACCCUCUGUUGCCUGUCACUCAGCCACUGCCUUACCCAUUCAACAAUAUUGGAAUCCAAACUUAAAGAUUGCGGUUUAUUGAUAAGCCUUCUAUGUGCAACAGUGUCAAAAGCCUUACUGAAAUCUAGGUAAGCAAUGUCUACUGCGCCACCCUGAUCUAUAAUUUUAGUUACCCAAUCAAAAAAAUCAAUAAGAUUAGUUUGGCAUGAUCUCCCUGAAGUAAACCCAUGUUGUCUCUGAUCUUGAAAUCCAUGUGUUUUUAGAUGUUCAACAAUCCUAUCAUUUAACAUGGUUUCCAUCACUUUCCCCACUACUGAAGUAAGGCUUACUGGCCUAUAGUUGCCUGACUCCUCCCUAUUACAUUUCUUGUAAAUGGGCACAACAUUCGCUAACUUCCAAUCUUCUGGGACUACUCCUGUUAACAAUGAUUGAUUAAAUAAAUCUGUUAAUGGUUUUGCUAGUACACCACCAAGCUCUUUUUAUAACUUUGGGUGUAUUCCAUCAGGUCCUAUUGACUCAUUUGUCUUUACUUUUGACAGUUGAAAUAGAACCUGCUGGAUGCGGAAGAUGCUGGAUGUGGAGUUCCUGGGCUUGUGUGGUUUCACGUGGUCUGCGGUUGGAUGUACUGCCAAAUUCUCUGAAAUGCCUUUGGAGACGGCUUAUGGUAGAGAAAUGAACAUUCAAUUCAUGGGCAACAGCUCUGGUGAACAUUCCUGCAGUCAGCAUACCAAUUGCACGCUCCCUUUAAACUUGUGACAUCUGUGGCAUUGUGCUGUUUAAUAAAACUGCACAUUUUAGAGUUGCCUUUUGUUGUGGCCAACCUAAGACACACCUGUGCAAUAAUCAUGCUGUCUAAUCAGCAUCUUGAUAUGCCACACCUGUGAGAUGGAUGGAUUACCUCGGCAAACGAGAAGUGCUAACUAACACAGUUUUAGACAGAUUUGUGAACAAUAUUUGAGAGAAAUAGGUAUUUUGUGUGCAUAGAAAAAAUCUUAGAUCUUUGAGUUCAGCUCAUGAAAAAUGGGGGCAAAAACAAAAGUGUUGUGUUUAUAAUUUUGUUCAGUGUGUAUAUAUAUAUAUAUAUAUAUAUAUAUAUUUAAAAAUAUCAAAGUAUUAAAAUAUUUUUCAACAUAUUAAAUCAUUUUAAAUAUUAAUCAAAAAGAUUAAAUAAUUGUUUAAUUCAGAAAUGAUAGCGAAAACCUUUUAAAUUAAUCAUUAACAGAAGUCACCAAUGAAUUUUAAGGACAUUUUUGUUGCAAAUAUUUUUUUUAUAGGAGUCCGGAGUCAUUUCUCUUUCAAAUGAAUUAAAUCAAGGCUUGGAUUAAAUAUUUUUGGAUAUUCAUUUCAAAUUAUUCAGAUCGGUUAUAAAAAAACUUUUCAAAUUAAUCCACAAAAAUUCCCAUAUACUUUAAUGGUGACUUCUGUACUUUAAUCAUUUGGAGAGUUUAUCUAAUACGUUUUAAUCAUUUGAAAGGCUUAUAAAAACCAUAUUCAAUUGAGGUAUUUCUAAUCAACGUUAUUCACUAAAGUGAAAACUGUCGGGAAUUCAAAAUUACUUCAAAGUAAAUUUCAAAGUUAAAGCCAAAUUACCUACUUGGGACUUAUAUGUGUAUUUUUCCAACAUUUCACUGAAUUAGCAAAUGUCCUUUAGAAACAUAACAUUAUUAAUUAUGCUGUUAUCUCCUUUUAAAUGCACGUUGUGAAUAUAUAUUUUAUUUUAUUUUGCAUACAGGUGACGCAGAUAUUAUUAGGAGCAUUACACAUUAUUUUUGGUCUUGUUUUUAGGAUUCAUUUUCCUUAUACACGACCAUACAAUUCCAUUAUGUUUUUCACCGGUUUACCUUUCUGGUCUGGCGUAAUGGUAAGAAAAUUAAUUUCUAUUUCUGAUUCUAACUUUUAAUUGCUACAAAUCUGAAAGUGAUACAUUGGAUAUGCACUUCUGCCAUUUCUCACAUAUUUUUAAAGCAUAUUUAUAAUGAUGUUUCUUUUUUAUCUUUAGUUUGUUUCUCUAUAAGGGUAUUAAUGUUUUGGCUGAUUAAAUUACAGUAACAUUUCAGAUUCCUGGAUAUCUUCUAAACCAGGCUUCCCCAAACUCCAGCCCUCCAGAUGUUGCUGAACUACAACUCCCAUGAUUCUUUGAAUGAAAUAGAUAAGCUGGGAAUCAUGGGACUUGUAGUUCAGCAACAUCUGGAGGGCCGGAGUUUGGGGAAGCCUGUUCUAAACCUAUUCUCAAUACAAAAGAGCAAUACUGAAGAAUUAUGAGAUAUAUACAUUUUGUAAAAUCAGCUGCUGAUAUUAUCAAAUGAUAAUCCUACAAAUACUAUUAAUAGCAAAUCAUACAACAAGACCAGUGCUACAGAUAUUUUCACAUAUCUCCAAUGCUACUGAUUUAUAAAACCAAUAGCAAUAAAAUAUUACUCUGCUGAAACAAAAUAAUUAACAAAUGUAGCAUCUUAACCAACAAUUUACCACAGUUUCUCAGUAAUUCUUAUAUCACCUAUUUCAGUUCGAAUGAGAAUUAUUGAGAGACUGUGUUAAAGUGUGGGUUAAAUUGCUACAUUGUUUAUUUUAGUUUUAGCUAAUUAGUUUUGGCUAAUUCUCUAUACAUCCCUACACAAAGCAUAUAAUGCACAUAAAUAAACCAAUAUAUUGUCCGUUAGUAAGUACAUAUAGCAUUUCUAUACACAUAAUGGAAUAUGACAAACAUUAAAAAAGGAACAGAGUUAAAAAUAUAAAAUGUGUGUUGGCAUUUCAGAUCUCUUUACAUCCACUCCUGUGAUGAAGCAUUUUUUACUAAAUGGACCAGAUGUCAUCAGCAUCGCAGAAAUCCAUUGUAGGGAGACUUUUGAAUUUGGCUAGAUCAGUAAAACAAGAAGUGACUUCAUUGUCUUUUAUUUCAGUAAUGGGUUCAUGUGGUGGUGGAUCUUUGACCCCAUGAGAACUUGAUCUCUUAUAACCUUAAAAUUAAGAAAAGCACAUGAAGGAAAUUCAUGAGUACAUAUAUGAUUGUAUAUGGUUUCCAAGGGAUUGUACUCAUACAUUCCUUUGGUUUUAUGACCCUGUGCACCAAAUAAAGACUUCAACAUCUUUUUUUUAUUUACCUGUAUUUUUUCUUUUUCUUAUAAAACACACAUCAAUAUCUACAAAAAGAAAAAAAACACUAAAAUAGCGUAAUACAGUCCCAGGAUAAAAUUCUGUAUUGCACUCACAAACAUAAAUUGAUAGUAGGCCUUAAGCUCCUCGAAUUCAGGACUCUCUUUUUUUCGUUGUUCUCACAUCCAAACCAUAUACACAUGGGGAGAAAGGAAAAAAGGUGUAGAUUUCCAUAUAUUAAAAAUAACUAAAAAUUUAUAAAACAAUAUGUGCAUAGCACCAUAUCCACUGGAUCUCCACUCAACAAGAUUCCCAGGGGGUUAAAGAAGCGAACAGUAAAAACAAUUAAAGUCAAAAUAUCAAAAUAGCCCUACGUGUUUCGUCCAAUUGCAUGGACCUCCUCAGGGGCAGUCAAUGAAUCAAUAUACAGUCAUCAAGAAAUACAGAUCUCUACAAUAUAAACCCACAGUUUAAAUAGCCAGGUACAACCCUCCCUCUGGGCGCCAUCAGCCAAUCCUAGAGCGAGGUCCGUUUCCCAACAGCUGUUCUUCAUUAUGCUGUCCAAGCCUCAAUUUCAUUGUUCCUUCCGUGACGCUUUCGUUCCGCAAAUUCAUCCUUCUGCUUCCUUAAUUUGCUGUCCUUGAUGCUUGCGUUCCACAUGUGCAUUUCAUUUAUACAUUUGGUUCGGUAAUUCAGGACUUCUGCAAUUCCUUAACCCUACCCCUAACCACCACAACUACUUACACAUCUUUGGUUAGGGGUAGGGUUAGAUUCCUGUCAUUAUUCACGUAAUAUUCCCUCCCUCUCUUGUUUUGCCACUUUUCAGAAAUCUGAAGCACACCGGCACUUAUUUGGCGCUUUGGAAAUUUCAUACAAAUUUACAUUUGGAACAAAACGAAUUGCACAUGUCUAAAGACAAUAUAUAUGAAUCAAUUCAAGACAGAAGACAGACCCUUAUGUUGUAUUAAAUUAAUAAAAAAAAAACUCUUAAAAACUAAACAUCAGAAAGAGUGGGGAUGGUAAAAAAAAAAAAAAAGUUUCAGAGCUCUUGGAUCCAGAAUCCAAAAGGUCUAAAAUUAUCAAAAUGAAAAUUAAUUGAAAAAUAAUUAAAAUAAAAUAAAUCUGAUAAAUAAGAAGAAUAUAAAAAAAAGCAUAUACAAAUAAUAGAAUAAAAACAAUGACUUUAUUAUUAACAUAUUGUUUUUGUUUUAUUAUUGUAACGAGAAUAUACCCCUACACGCAGGAUCCAGCUAAACAGAGGCAAAUACAGAGGAGAGAUACGUCUACCGGACCUUAGAAUGGCCGGACUUGACGUAUAUGAGAGAAGACAGAGCCAGGAACAAAACCGAGGUCAAGGGCACAGAGAGACAGCGAAAACUAGGACAAGCCGGGGUCUGGUACACGGAAAACAGCAAGCCGGCAAACAGUACAGAUAAGGAUAAAGCGAAAACGAAGUCAGAAUACGAAGCCAAAGUCAAUACGAGAAAACACAACUGAACACCACAAGCGCUAAAGGGAACUGAAACAGAAACCACGAUAGGGCAAGGAACAAAGGGAAGAAGGUGAGUAUAAAUACCUAAACAUCUAAUUUGAUUGGUCCCUGUCAUAUCCACGCCCCCAAAAGGUAAGUGUAUGGGGAGUGUGGCAUGACAGGGACCAAUGGGAUGCCUUUUCCAAUUUAGGCACCCACUGUCCCUUUAAGAGCGCGCCCGAGACUCGCGGCGCGCUCUUAGAUUCAGGCGGGACACGUGACCGCCUCACGCGGUCACUGCCCGCCCUCCAUCCGAAGUAGUUGGAUGAGCCGCGCGCGGCUCGUGCAGCCGCAGGACCGCGCGCGGCUUGAAGAGAGGACCGCGACCGGCCCCCGGUUAAGGUAAGUAACGCUACAGUACCCCCCCCUGAGGACACGCCCCCCGGGCGGGUAGGACCAGGCCUGGCAGGAAAACGUGAAUGGAAAGAGCGCACAAGACGGGGAGCAUGGACAGCAUCGGCCGAAAUCCAACUGUGCUCCUCAGGCCCAUAACCCUUCCAAUGUACCAAGUACUGAAGUCGACCCCUAAGGAAACGAGAGUCAAGAACAGCAGACACUUCAAACUCCUCAUGACCCUCCACCGAGAUAGGAGGGGGAGGAGGAGUAUGCCGGGUAUAGCGGUUGCGUACGAAAGGUUUCAACAAUGAGGUGUGAAAAACAUUAGGAAUACGUAGAUUCUUAGGCAGGCCUAAGGCAUAAGAAACAGGAUUAACCUUAUGUAUAAUACGAUAAGGUCCAAUGAAGCGGGGAGCCAAUUUCAUAGAAGGCACCCGGAGACGAAUAUUCCGCGUGGAAAGCAAAACCCUGUCCCCCACAACAUAGGACGGAGCUGCUCUGCGAUGCUUGUCAGCCUGAGCCUUCUGGCGAGUAGCAGAGUCCACCAAAGAACGCUGAACCUGCUCCCAAGUAUUACGCAAACCAGCCAAAUGCUCAUCCAGAACUGGCAUGCCCUGUGAGGAGAAUGCAGCCGGAAGAACAACGGGAUGCUGGCCAUAGACAACGUAAAAAGGGGUCUUGCCGGAAGAAUCAUGAGUGGCGUUAUUCCGAGCAAAUUCAGCCCAAGGAAGCAGGUCAGACCAAUUGUCCUGAUGGUGAGACACAAAACAACGGAGGUAUUGCUCCAGAGACUGGUUGGCACGUUCAGCAGCCCCAUUAGACUGGGGAUGAUAAGCGGAAGAAAAUGAGAGAGAAAUACCCAUUUCUGAACAAAAGGCCCUCCAGAACCUGGAAAUAAAUUGGCUACCCCUAUCGGAUACAAUAGAUACGGGAAUCCCAUGUAAUCUAAAUACUUCUCUAGCGAAGAUAUGAGCCAGUUCCUUAGAUGUGGGCAACUUGUGAAGAGACACGAAGUGAGCCAUUUUGGAGAACCGAUCCACUAUCAUCAGGAUUACUGUGUUACCAUUUGAAGGGGGUAAUUCAACAAUAAAAUCCAUGGACAGGUUAGACCAAGGUCUCUCGGGAACGGGUAACGGAUGCAACAGCCCACAAGGAACUCUACGGGAGGAUUUCAUACAGGCACAAGUAGUACAAGCACUUAUAUAGUCGGUGGCAUCUUUUCGUAAGGAAUCCCACCAAAAAUACCGAGAAACAGCUGACACCGUUUUGGAAAUACCAGGAUGUCCAGCGGUCUUAGUAUCAUGAUAUAAUGACAUGAUAUCCCGUCUCUCAGGAACAUCAACGAACAGUUUAUCAUUAGGCCUCUCGCUAGGUGCCAUGCUUUGUUUCGCUUGUAUGGUCUGCAAGAGGGACGAGGAAAUAGACAAAAUAGUAGUAGCUAUUAUCCUGUCUGGGGGAAUGACAGGAGUAACAUCAAUCUCCUGUUUGUCAGUAGUUUCGAACUGUCUGGACAGAGCGUCUGCUUUAGUGUUGCGAUCACCUGGCCUAUAGGUGAUAAUAAAAUUGAAACGAGACAAAAAUAGUGACCACCUAGCCUGCCUGGAAGACAAUCUUUUGGCUUCGCUAAGAUAGGAUAGGUUCUUGUGAUCCGUAAAAAUGAGGAUAGGAUCCUUAGUUCCCUCUAACAAAUGUCUCCACUCUUUAAGUGCUAAAAUAAUAGCAAGGAGUUCACGAUUACCCACAUCAUAAUUCUUCUCUGCUUUGGACAUUUGUUUAGAAAAGAAGCCGCAUGGAUGCAAUGGCUUCUCAGGCGACUCUCUUUGGGACAAGACAGCACCUACCCCAAUAUCCGAAGCAUCAACUUCAAGUAUAUAGGGCAGUGAGGGGACAGGAUGCUGUAAAAUAGGUGCAGAGGCGAACGUAGUUUUAAGAAAUUCAAAAGCCUGAAGUGCCUCGGUAGACCAAACACGAGUAUUGCCAUCCUUUUUAGUCAUACGAGUGAUAGGUGCUACAAUGGACGAGAAACCUUUGAUAAAACGUCUAUAAUAAUUGGAGAACCCAAGAAAACGCUGAAUAGCUUUCAGACCUUGCGGUAGAGGCCAUUCUAUUACAGCAGCAAGCUUCUGGGGAUCCAUACGAAAACCUUUAGCGGAAAUCAAAUACCCCAAGAACUGGACUUCGGUUUGGUCAAACAGACAUUUUUCUAGCUUGCAAUAAAGACCAUUAGCAAGAAGGGUCUUCAAAACUGUCGUAACAUGUCUGUGAUGAGUGUGUAUAUCUGCAGAAUAUAUUAAAAUGUCGUCCAAGUAUACGAUAACAAAUGUGUGAAUAAAAUCUCUCAAUACAUCAUUAAUAAAUUCUUGGAAUACUGCUGGGGCAUUGCAAAGCCCAAAUGGCAUAACAGUGUAUUCGUAAUGACCGGAUCUAGUGUUGAAUGCAGUCUUCCAUUCGUGAUUUUCCUUUAUACGUAUCAAAUUGUAUGCAUUCCUAAGGUCUAAUUUAGUGAACACAGUGGCAUGUUUCAGCCUGUCAAAUAAUUCUGUAAUCAAAGGUAUAGGGUAUGCAUUUUUGAUAGUGAUUUUGUUUAGACCUCUAUAAUCUAUACACGGUCUUAAAUCACCUUCUUUCUUCGAUACAAAGAAGAACCCUGCUCCAGCUGGAGAAGAGGAUCUCCUAAUAAACCCUUUUUCUAAUGAUUCCUUGAUGUACUCCUCCAUAACACGGUUUUCUUGAACCGAUAAGGGGUACACCCUGCCCUUUGGAGGUAUAGUGCCAGGCAACAAGUCAAUAGCGCAAUCAUAGGGUCUGUGAGGCGGUAAUUUCUCAGCCUCCCUUUUAUCGAAAACAGUCUUUAGAGAUAAAUACUGAGGGGGUAUAACCAUAGACAAAGGAGGACUGGUAGGUACCUCAAUAGAAUUCAAAGGUGUGACUUCCAACGUACAAGACUCGUGGCAGGCCUUACUCCAUGAUUUUAUUUGCCCUGUCUCCCAGUCAAAAAUGGGAUUGUGAGCACGUAACCAUGGAUACCCUAAUACUAACUGUGAAGAGGGAGAGGUGAUAACCUGGAAUCGAAUGGUUUCGUAGUGUAAAACCCCUGUGUACAUGUGUAGUGGUUCAGUCUCAUGAGUAACAACUGGAGAACUUAAUGGUCUACCAUCUAUGGCCUCAACGGCCAAGGGUAUCUCCUUCUCUCUGAUGGGAAUGUUGUUUCUCUUUAUAAAGCCAGAGUCUAUAAAAUUUUCAGCCGCCCCAGAGUCAACCAGAGCAUAUAUGUUGUCAACUAUACAAAUCUCUCCCAUAUAUAAAGAAACCGGGAGAAGCAAGCGGUUAGGAGGCAAUUUAGGAGACUUAGAUAUCACACCCAAGGCCAGUCCCCUAUAAGGUCUUAGGUGCGAGAGUUUUCCGGGAGUAAAGGACAUUCCUUUACCAUAUGGUCUCUCCUACCACAGUAUAGGCAGAGUCCCUCCCUUCUCCUAUGUAAUUUCUCAGUAUCAGAGAGUUUGGCAACCCCUAAUUGCAUAGGUUCCUCCUCAGACACUUUAACACUCUCUGGUAUAUUAACUCUGGGGUUAAUGGGUGUAACAAAACGUCUAUUCCUGUUCUUGGUAUAGAGCCUGUCACGAAUUCUAUUAUCAAUAUCAAUGAGGUAAUCGAUAAGGUCCUCUAAGGCAAUAGGAAGCUCCUUAGCUGCUACCUCAUCCAAUAUCGUAUCUGACAAACCUUCCAUAAAGGCAGUAGUUAACCCAUUGUUGGUCCAAUCUACCUGCGAAGCAAGAGUGCGAAACUGAAUAGCAUAAUCAGCCACAGACCUAGAACCCUGUUUAAUUCUCAUUAAUGCUCUCGCGGCAUUCUUUGACCUUUUCAUUGUGUCAAAAGUUCUACGAAAAGCCGUAAGAAAACUGUUGAAAUCAUGUACCAUAGGUCCAUUAGCUUCCCAAAUAGGAUUUGCCCACUCAAGUGCCUUAUCGGUAAGUUGGUGCAUAAAGAACCCAACCUUAGACCUCUCUGUGGGAAAUGAACGUGGAUACAUUUCAAAGUGAAAUUCAAUCUGAUUAAUAAACCCUCUGCAAGUCUUAGAGUCCCCUCCAUACCUAGGAGGAGGUGUUAAAUGGGCCGAAGUAUUAGGCAAAGUAGAUACUUCAGGGAGAAGGGGCGUAGGAGGGUUAGGUGUAGUUGCUGGAACGGUUCUAGCUAGGAGCGUCUGGAGAGCCUGAGCUAUUUGAUCCAUACGGUGAUCCUGCUCUACAAAUCUUGCCUCAUGGGACGCCAUCUGUUGAGCUAAAUCUGCGGGGUCCAUGGCCCUAUCGUAAUGUAACGAGAAUAUACCCCUACACGCAGGAUCCAGCUAAACAGAGGCAAAUACAGAGGAGAGAUACGUCUACCGGACCUUAGAAUGGCCGGACUUGACGUAUAUGAGAGAAGACAGAGCCAGGAACAAACCGAGGUCAAGGGCACAGAGAGACAGCGAAAACUAGGACAAGCCGGGGUCUGGUACACGGAAAACAGCAAGCCGGCAAACAGUACAGAUAAGGAUAAAGCGAAAACGAAGUCAGAAUACGAAGCCAAAGUCAAUACGAGAAAACACAACUGAACACUACAAGCGCUAAAGGGAACUGAAACAGAAACCACGAUAGGGCAAGGAACAAAGGGAAGAAGGUGAGUAUAAAUACCUAAACAUCUAAUUUGAUUGGUCCCUGUCAUAUCCACGCCCCCAAAAGGUAAGUGUAUGGGGAGUGUGGCAUGACAGGGACCAAUGGGAUGCCUUUUCCAAUUUAGGCACCCACUGUCCCUUUAAGAGCGCGCCCGAGACUCGCGGCGCGCUCUUAGAUUCAGGCGGGACACGUGACCGCCUCACGCGGUCACUGCCCGCCCUCCAUCCGAAGUAGUUGGAUGAGCCGCGCGCGGCUCGUGCAGCCGCAGGACCGCGCGCGGCUUGAAGAGAGGACCGCGACCGGCCCCCGGUUAAGGUAAGUAACGCUACAAUUAUUUGUAUAUGUUUCUUUUUUAUAUUCUUCUUAUUUAUCGGAUUUUUUUUUAUUAUUAUUAUUAUUCAAUUAAUUGAUCUGGAUCCAAGAGCUCUGAAACUUUUCUCACCAUCCCCACUCUUUCUGAUGUUUAGUUUUUAAGGGUUUUAUUUAUUUUAUAAUAAAACAUAAGGUUCUGUUUUUUAUCUCUAAUUGAUACAUACCGGUAUAUGUUAUCUUAUUGCUUGUUUCUGGAGAUCCAGUGGAUAUAGUGAUAUGCACAUAUUGUUUUAUAUCUUGUAAGUGAGACCAAUAAUUGUAGUGUCACCUCUAUGAGGUUUUCCUUUUUCCUCUCUCCUCAUAUGUAUAUGGUUUGGAUGUAAUAACGACAAAAAAGGAAAAAAAGAGUCCUGAAUUUGAGAAACUUAAGGCCUACUAUCAAUUUAUGUUUGUGAGUGCAAUACGGAAUUUUAUCCUGGGAUUAACACCUAACUGUAUUACGUUAUUUUAGUGUUUUCUUUUUGUAGAUAUUGAUAUGUGUUUUAUGUGUUAUGAAGAUUUGGAGGAAUCUUUGAUGUAUUUAAAUUUUUGAGAGAAAAUGGUAAUUGUUAUCAGUUUUUAUUACCCCUCUUUUGUUGUGUUCUUUCACUGGUGACUGUUGGUUGGUCAAAAGUGUGUUUUAAACUUUUUAUUUUUUCUUGUAUGCGAUCUAUACUCUGUGUAGUUAUAUGUGAAAUCUAUGCUGUGUUAUACUUCCCUACUGCUCCUUGUUUCCUCAAUUCUCCCCUCACCCCUCACUUUUCUUUUUGGUUGACACAUUGAUAUGCUACACCUUCCAUUGAAUGAAUGCCUUAGCUUAUAGUUUUAAUUGCCAUCCCAUCUUGUACUAGACUUGUUUUAAAAUUGCUAAAACAUGAGAACUGGUUUAAUUUCUGUAUGUUUUUAAUUUUAAAAGAAUUGCCUUUAUAUUUUCCUAUUCCAAAAAUGCAUACAUAAACUGAGACGGGUUUAAUUAGAUAUUGCAGUGACCAUGCACGUAUAGCUUUUGAGUUUACAAUAUUUAGCUUUUAAAUUAUUGAUCAUUAAUACAAAGUUAGUUAUUUUUAAUCAUCAAAAUACCAGUCUGAUUUUUUUGGAAAACACUUUCUCUCUACCGGUACAUCGGUCUCUUUAUUAAUAACAGUUCUAGCCAUAAAAAAAAAAAACUCUCUAAAAAAAAAACAGAAAAACACAAGUACAUCUUGUGAGCAAAUUUCAAAAAUGAUCAAGGAUCACCAUAAAAUUGCUAUUUCGGCUUCUUGAAUGAUUUUUAUUUAAAACCUCUAAGUAAAAGAAAAAAAAAUGAUUAAAAAAAAGAAAUUCUCAAACUUAACUAAGGGAGGCUGAUUGGAUAUCAUAGGGCAAUAUGUGAGGAGACAUUCAUUAUGUAAAUUUGUUUUUGUUUUUUCUUAUCUAUCUAGACACACAGGUGAAAUCAGGUACUUCGUGCAUUGACUGUAGAACAGUUCAGAUUUUGGCAUUGCAGGUGCUGUACCUGGCGGAAAAAGCUUAGCUUUUCCUCCAUCCUUGCUUACAUAAGAAAUAUUGAGCUAAAUUAGAUAUAUAUAUAUCCAAGAACAUACAUGAAAAGGAUAGAACAUUUAAUUUUCUCUUUUUUGGUUAAAAACAUAAAUAAUUGUUGUAUGUAAUUAAGGAACAGAUUGUACGGACAUUCACAAACUUUUCCAUCUGGUUUGUUUCUAAAUCACAAGUUAAUGUCGGAUUUUAUAUUUACAGUAUAUUAUAUCUGGAUCAAUAUCGGUUAGUGCUGCAGUGAAACCAACAUUAGGAAAGGUAAGACCACAUACUACUUGUUAUAAAUAUAAUGAAAACUGUUAAAAGGGAACUGUCACUUUCCACCCAAGAAAAUUGAUUUAUUUUUCUUCAAGACAAACCAUUUUAACGAUGAUCAUAUUGGGGGAGUUGGGGCUCAAGGAAACAGUAGAGGCUUCUGUGUCUUGAACCGCGGCUGCAAAAGUCACUGUAAAAGUUGUGACUGAAAAAUCAACUUGUGGCGUCUGUAACAAUUCCUUUUAUUUGAGUACACGUGACAGACCAUGAUGCUGAUUGGUUAUCCACCUGCUCCUCAAGGAAACCACGCCUGCUACACAGAGAUAUCCCAUGGAGGUUUUACGGGGACAUCAUGUGGCAGCUGCGCAAAACUGUGUCCACUCAUCACAGUCAUAGUUCAACUCUAAGUUCCGACUGGUCUCUAGAUUGGUAAGUGGCAAGUGGGUGGUAACCACCACCACACGUCUGCACUGCUGAGUGCUGAAUGCCAGCUCCUCAUGAGCCGUUACUGAUGUUGUGAGAUUGUGAUGUCAGAGACGCCACUCACUACAGAGAAGAAGCAGUUCUUGGGAGGAGUUCUUGUGCUCUGUGACACCCUCCCCCCAUAAAGAUCGGCUGCUCCAGCAGCAUCCAAACAGUUUUACUUUAUUUUUUAAAUUUUUUUUUACAUGGGAUGGAUAUCUGUGUGUUCUCCCUCGAAAAGGUGUGUGCGCGUACAUGCAAGCACACCUUAGCAGUACAAGUGGUGGGAGGUAUACAGCAGAUGUGCUUCUGCAUUUUGGCCACGUCUGCUCUAUAGGGGCAUCUGACAUUUUUUUUUUUUUUUUUGCACCAAGGCACUCACUCCUUUACUUACGCCACUGACUAUGAUAUAUAUAGAACGUGUUGAUGUAUAAUCGUGUUACAUAAAAGCUGAAUAUGGGAAAACAUUACAUUUUUGCCACGUUUCCCAGUUUCUCAUGGCUACCCUGAAAAAUGCUACAGUAGCUAAUAACCCAAGAAUGCACGGUGUUGCAAUAUGUUGAGAAAUAAUUGUAUCUAUUCAAGCUUCCUGCUUGUGUCUGUAAAAAUCAAUGCAAACUCAGAUUGUGUAAUGCAAGAAAAUAUGUAACUUGAAAAACAAAAUAGGCAGAACAUUUCAAUUCUAUCACUCCAGCUACAAUUGGUUUUGUUUUGCUUUUGUUCUGUUUUGUUUCAUUAUAGGUUUGGUUUUUAUAAAGUACAAUUGUUACACUUGGAAAAAUAUGCAAUUAGAUUUGAUCUUGAGUCCUCUGUUAUAUGUCAUUUAAAUUAAACUAAAAUCUGAAGUACUUUAAACAGAGAUUUACACAUUCACAUUCCAUAUUGUUCUUCCUCAAAAAAAAACAAAAAAACCCUCUCCCUUGCCUUAGUCUAAAUCUCCUAAAAUAAUUAAAUAAUUAAUUAAAUAAAUAAAUAAAUGUGGCUAUGUGGCAUUUGGGGCAUAUUUACUAACUUGUGAAAACCACUGUGCAGCCAGAUGGCAAAAAAGCAAUUAAAAUACCGGGUCCUGCCCCUUUGUUAUUAAAUUUAGGGCCACCCAAAAAAUGUAAGUUCCAGUGAUCUGUCCACCCGCCAUUACAUGUUUUAUAGAAACAUAGAAACAUAGAAUGUGACGGCAGAUAAGAACCAUUCGGCCCAUCUAGUCUGCCCAAUUUUCUAAAUACUUUCAUUAGUCCCUAGUCUUAUCUUAUAGUUAGGAUAGCCUUAUGCCUAUCCCACGCAUGCUUAAACUCCUUUACUGUGUUAACCUCUACCACUUCAGCUGGAAGGCUAUUCCAUGCAUCCACUACCCUCUCAGUAAAGUAAUACUUCCUGAUAUUAUUUUUAAACCUUUGUCCCUCUAAUUUAAGACUAUGUCCUCUUGUUGUGGUAGUUUUUCUUCUUUUAAAUAUAGUCUCCUCCUUAACGUCUGUGGGUGCAGGCACAUAGGGAGGUGUGUAGCAUGGGACUUUUUCUAGCAUCAUACCCCGACCUGCAGCGUAAUUAGCCCUCAUAUUAGUAAGAGUUAUAUAACCAUUCCCCCACUGAUAGUUCAUUAUAUAUAUUAUAUAUUCUACAACCAUCAGACCAUUCGGGAUUAAUGAAGCUUCACCACAAACAGUGCACAUACAUGAAAUACCACAAACAGUGCACAUACAUACGAUAACAGACAACCUAUAAUACACAAAACCACAAAGAGCCCACACACACACACACACAACCCCACAAACAUCCCACACACAUGCAUGCACUGCCGCAAACCCCUACCCCAUAUACACUUUCAUAACACCGCAGACAUCCCAUACACAUACAAAAGGCACACACACACACUAUGCAUAUAGCCCACAAACAUACACACUAUUACGCACAGUCCACAUAUAGGAUCAUAAAUUCCGUAACAUGCAUAAACAUUUCCUUAUUAAAUAGAGACUUUACCUGGGCACAGGACUAACAAAAAGUUGCCUACUUCUGGCUUAGACAUUGAAUGCUUGAUGCUUACAAACAAAGUAGGGACUGUCUUAGUUUGUGGGUGGACUAUACAGAAGAUCCUUGCUGGGUUGUUUGGUUAAUGUUAGUAGGAAAAAUAUCUAAAUUGUGUUUUUAUAGUGAUAUUUGGAGUCCCCAGAAUAUUUUUUGUAUAAUUUUAUUGCUUUUUAACUAUUAACUGCAGCACUGAGAGUUUAAAUUACAAAAAUGUAUUAUUAAUGAAACUAUUGAAGGAGAGGGGUCUAACCAUGUCAAGAUUUUAAUUUUAAUUUAUUUAUUGUUACUGUGUUAAUUCUUAUCCUAAAGCAUAGAUUAGCACAGGAAAAGGGGGAUAAUAUGUUUACUAUAUAACAGUAGUUACUUCAUACCAGAACAAGUGAUGUAAAAAUAAAAUAAAAAAUCAUUGCAAAUAAGUCACUUCUAAUUUAUUAUAUUUUAGGUGAAAUCAAACUUGGUUCUGAACAUCAUAAGCUCAGUUGUUGCAGCUAUUGCAAUUAUAUUGCUUUGGAUUACAUUGUCUCUAGAUUGGUACGAAGGUCCAUACACCUGUUCUGAUGAUUCUGCAUCACAUCUUUGUGACGUUGAGGUAAAUAAACGCUCUAUGAUAGAUAGAUAGAUAGAUAGAUAGAUAGAUAGAUAGAGUUCUUGUAAUAGAAAAGAAAGGGAGGCUUUUCUUUUCCCCUCCCAUUUAUAUUUGGAUAUAGGAAAGUAAUAAAUGUGAGCAUCAGACAGACUAAAGGAACACUAUCGUCACCCAGACCACUUCAUCUCACUGAAGUACAGUGUCCCUGUUCUCUUCACAGUGCAAUGUAAAGCAUUUUAGUUUUUGAAAAACUCCAAUAUUUAAAAACAAGUGUUUUAGGUCCCCAAUACUCUUCUAUUAGUGGCAUUGGACUUGGCCAUAACGGACGAGGCCAUGCAUUUUCUGUGACAUCCAUGGGGGAGGAGAGGUGAACAGUGUAGCAUUAGCCUCAGCACUGAGAAAAGGUAAGUAACAUUUUAUUUUUUUACAGUUUUAUUGAGCCAGGGAGGGGGGGGGGCCUGAAAAAGCAUGGGGACAAGGACAUAAUAGUUCCGUCACUCCCUCAAAACAUGGGAUACAGAAGCAUGGUAAGGGUUUUAGACACCGGGGUCCCAGCCCAUUUUCUUUUUUUAAUCCUCAAUAAGUGUCACUGAGUGUUUCAAAUAUAUAAUGCAAAGAUGCCAUUCAUACUUUUAAUUUAAGUUAACUUGAUAUAGCGUAUUUAAAUGUGAAUAGCAUAAAUCUGUUUUAGCAAAGAAAAAACUUUAAAUGUGAUGUUUUAACCUCAUUUGACUAUCUCACCGCUCAUACAACUGUUACAGUUUGUGACAUCCAAUUACCCCCCUCACAGUGCCCUAAAAGUUCCAGUGACUGUGGCACCAUGCCACAGUGAUCAGAUACCCUUCAUAUAGGUCAUCAUAGGUAGCUAGUCCAGCCUUAAUAUGGCCAACGAAAAUACUUAAAAUUUAAUAACCCAACGUGUCUUCUUUUGCUAAUAAUGUACCAUGAUUGGGGUAGAGUACAGGUGAUUCUUGAUAUUAUUUUCCAAAAGCGAAAUAGGCCCAAUAAGUCAAAUUGGUCAAAAUCAGAAAUCUGAAAUGCGCACAUCUGUAAUCUAAACCCCAUAAAUUCUUAAAAAUCUUGCAAAUAUGGGGGUAUUGCGGUAUUACAGUAGUGGAUAGUAGUUAAUCUUAAUACACUAAAAAUAGUCGCCACUAGGGGGACCUCAAGUCAUGUAAUAAGGACUUGUAACCUUAAGGUAAGCCACAAAUUUGAAACACAAACCUUCUGAAAUCUAAUACUCCAACAGGUAAGAGCAUUAGACUAAACAAGUCCCUGAAUGAAAAUGUGAAAAAAAUAUAACCUUAUUAGAAUAUAGUCAUAAACAAUGGGACUUGAAAGUCAUGGGUACACAGUUAAAACGAUCAAAAUACUAGUAGGUUAAUAGGGAGUGAAAUUCUCUGUAGGUGGAUUGAGCGGCUAUAUGGUAGUUAUCAAGUGGAAAUAUUCUUCCAGUGAUAAAUGGAUAGCCAAAUACAUACUCUUUUUUCACUGUCUCUCUCUUUCUUUUAUUAAUAUGUAGUUAAAGGGUGGGACAAAGAUAGAGAUAUCUUUGAUUCUAAUAAUUUCUUUUUCAUUGCAGAUGAGAGUAAAUAUGGGAAUGGUGAUAAUAAUUUUCAUAAUGACAGUAACAGAGUUUUGUAUCACAAUAUCCACAUCUGUUUUUGGAUGUAAAACCGUGUGUGGAACAUCAAAUAAUGAAACGGUAAGUUAAAAGAAUAAAGAUUUGUUUCACGGGGAUGGAAUUAAAGAGCAAUAUUGCAAAGUCAGAUUUAUUUUGUAGUCACAUGGCUUAUUCAGUAGAAAGAAGGCAAAACUCUCCUUCUCUACUUGCAAUCAGCACGUGGCUGUUGAAAUGAAUUACAAAUAUAAGUCAGUGGACACAAAUUUAUUUAGUAUAUAUUGAUGGGUGUAAAAAUCACAUUGAAGUUACUUGCUACUCAGCAAAUUCUGGUAUCCAACAAACAAAUGCCAUACGCAGACAUAUGCACUCUACAUACCAUUUAAGAAUGAUUUGACAAGUUAUUAGGUCCCACUGGGCACCUGCCACCAUGUCUCUUGCUGUCGGAAGGACCUUUUACUGACCUAAGUUCAGCCAUACAAGGCCACUCUUAUUGGUGCACAGAGAUUCUACUCUCUUGCCGGUCACUCUUUGUGGUGUUGCCUCAUGGACAUUGUUUUCUUUGUUCACAUACAUCGUUUUCUUUAUUCUCUAUCCUUCGUAAAAAAGCUGAAUGGGCAGCUUCUAUCAGACCGGAUAUAGGAUAAAGAAGUUAUCCUUUUGCAGUCAGCAAGGUCACUAUACAAUAAUGUAAGAGAAACAAAAGAGUUGGGAGUACAAUACAGAGAAAGUGUCACUGUUAUACGACCCAAAUACGCAGAAUAUAAACCCACCAAAGAGGGACAGAGAAAGUACCUAUACUGGUCUUUAGAUCGGUCAGGCUAAACUAUUUUCAAUAAUUAUUUAAAUAGGAAUGUCAGAACAAGUCGAGGUCAAGGGGAGCCAGAAAUCACAAUAACAAAAUCCAAAACCGGUUCAAGGAAUCCAGAAAAACAGAAUAGUCAGGGAAUAGCCGGGUCAAAAUACCAAAGGACUAUAGAUAAGAUACAAAAUGGUAGUAAAAAUCACAAAAGGGGCAAAGGAGACCUAGGUGGGGGAUAAGAGGGACUAAAGAGUAAAAAGAGAGGGUAAGAUACACAAGAAAGGCAGAAACUGGGAAAAUAGGAGUAAGAUACGCAAAAGAGGAAGUAAGACAAAAGGGGUGUAAAAGACACAAAAAGUGGGUAAGAGACAUACAUGGGUAAACAAGGUUAAGACACACAAGGUUGUAAAAUGAAUUUAAGAGACUCUGAGGUUAAAAAACAAAACAAGGAGAUAAAGGGUGAUUAGAAAAAAAAACACAUAAGGACGGUCAAGAGAUACACACAGGUAGAGAGGUUUGCAGAUAAACACACACAAAAAAUUAUUUUUGCAGGGGACACUAACAAAGUUUUGCCCUGGUUGUCGAGUAACCUAGGUAUGACUCUGAUCUCACUUUGAGGUUUUAUUUCUGUUGUAAGAGAUUCAUAAAUCCAGGUUUUGGGAGAACAGAUGUUAUAGUUGGAAUGAUGUCACUAACAAGACUGGAAGGCUGGCAAAGUAGCAAACAGGGCCAACCUGACAUCACUGGCUCCCAACUAAAGAAUACGAGUGCUGGGCUAACCCCAGCACAGAGCACUCAGCUGAAAGUGGUAUUGAUGAAGCUGAAUUAUAUAGUUUUACAUUAUCAAUGCACACAAGAAAGGGGCAGUCUCUGGGUGCCAUGAAUGUUUGGCAAACCUAUCCCAUAUGGUUUGACAGUGAAGCUCCAAAUUAACGUUACAUAACCACUACACUGAGAUGCACUGGUUACGGUGCUUAGAAAGCUCCUUCAAAUAUGAAUUAUUGCAGGAGAUUUUAAAAGUGAAUAUUUUUAUAAAAUAAUCAAUUCUUGCAAAAUGUUGAAAAUGUGAAUGAUUUUACUUAAUAACUUAUAGACUAUGUUGCCACUAACAUAAUUGUAUUUGUCUUUCAUUUUAGAAAGAAAAUAUUUAUCAAACCCCAGUGGUAAAUGUUGGCGAUAAUACGACUGCUGCUGAUUCUACUGCCUUCACCAGAGAUGAAUCGAAUACUUAUGUCAAUAAUUAGGUCACUUCUAAGGGAAUCAAGAUUUUAAAAAUAAUUACAUAUUUCUUAAAACAUUAGUACCAGAGUUUUAAAGUUGUUGCACACGUUACAUAUGACCCCUUAUAUUUUACAUGCACUUUUUACAUUUUCAUCAAUGCUUUGCAGUUGUAUAAAUGGCUUUGUGAAAUAUUAAAAAUAACUUUUUUUCAUCGUUGUUUUUCUGCAAACUAGCAGCUCCUCAGCUGACAUUGUAUCAUUUACUCUUUAGAUGUAACCAGUUUCCUUUUUGGAGCCAAUCAAUGUGAAGCAAUGAUUCUGCAUUAAAAUAAUUAUUAUA
Messenger RNA from Pelobates cultripes (western spadefoot toad), 29441 nucleotides. Lineage: Eukaryota; Metazoa; Chordata; Amphibia; Anura; Pelobatidae. The record is from the annotation of a GenBank genome assembly.